AUGCCGGACGGCCCCGCCUCUGGGUGGAUGGCCUCCUGUCGCAUCUCCGGCUCCUCGUCGGACACUAUCUCGGCGAAGAUUUCACCGAACUCCGUGCCCCGCUGGCAGAGGAAGCGGCGGUUGGCCUCCACCUCGGCCUUCGACUGGAUGGAGUCAAGGAUGGCCUACUGCUCCGCAGCCUCCUCCGCAUGGGCCACCUCGUACUCCGCCAUGGCUACGCUCGCAGUUGGAGGCGCCGGAUCCGCUUCGCCUGCGUCGUCGUCGUCCUCCUCCUCCUCCUCCGGCUCCGCAUCCUCCAUGGCGGCGUCCUGCUUUGCCUCGACCUCUGCCUUCGCCUCCUCCUCGCCCGACUCCGGAGGCAGGCCGAUUGUGAUCCGAGCUUCGUGCCACGCCUGA
Messenger RNA from Aegilops tauschii subsp. strangulata, 396 nucleotides. Lineage: Eukaryota; Viridiplantae; Streptophyta; Magnoliopsida; Poales; Poaceae. The record is from RefSeq and is a predicted model, not a curated record.